Rana temporaria (common frog) is the source of this 1092-nucleotide messenger RNA. RefSeq names its product olfactory receptor 1468-like. Gene Ontology annotation, biological process: G protein-coupled receptor signaling pathway. The transcript is spliced from 2 exons. Lineage: Eukaryota; Metazoa; Chordata; Amphibia; Anura; Ranidae. Gene Ontology annotation, cellular component: membrane. The record is from RefSeq and is a predicted model, not a curated record. Bases 1 to 1092 code for a protein of 363 amino acids. Gene Ontology annotation, molecular function: olfactory receptor activity; G protein-coupled receptor activity.
AUGGGGCUUCUGUUGUCUUCCGUUUCCUCUGCACCCGCCUACACAGAAAAGCCACAGCUGACAGCUCAGCAUGGGAUCGAGUUGGAGCGGGUAAGAUCGGCUUCCAAAAAGGUUUGUAUACUCAUUUAUUUUUUAGAAAGGCAACAAUACGGAAACAAUCACACCGCUAUCAGAGAUGUCAUCCUCCUGGGAUUUGAAAGGCUGCAUAACAUCAAAUUCUUCCUCUUUUUUCUGUUACUUGUGAUUUACUGUGUGACAGUAUGUGUGAACCUCCUUAUCAUUAUAUUGGUGUACUACAGCAAGACCCUCCUCCAAUCUCCCAUGUACAUCUUCCUCACCCAACUUUCCAUUUCUGACAUCAUGCUGACCACGGACAUUGUGCCCAAUUUGCUUUGUGUUAUACUUCAUGAAAGUGGAAAAGUUCCAAUAGAAAGUUGCCUUCUUCAGUUAAAUUUUUUUAUUUUUUCAGAAACAUCAGAGUGCUUCAUUUUGACGAUAAUGUCUUAUGAUCGGUAUUUGGCCAUCUGUAAACCCCUCUAUUAUAAGUCUAUAAUGAACCAAUCAUUAUAUACAAAACUAGUGGGCAUUUCUUGGCUCCUGAGUCUUUUUGUGAUGUUGAUUAGCACCAUUGAAACUACAAGUUUGGACUUCUGUGGCCCAAAUCUUAUUGACCACUUCUUCUGUGAUGCUGCCCCACUACUAAAACUUUCUUGCUCAGAUACCUCCAGGGUUGAAGAGAUAAUGAUGUUUCUUGGCAUCCCUGUUCUUUUCUUGCCUUUUAUCAUCAUCAUGUUUUCAUAUACUUAUGUCAUUAUCUCCAUCAUGAAAGUUCCAUCUACUACUGGGAAGAAAAAAGCCUUCUCUACAUGUAGUUCCCACCUGACCAUUGUCUGUAUAUUUUAUAUAAGUCUAAUCAGCAUAUAUGUUCUACCAACUAGUGGACAGUCUUCAGCUCUAAGCAAAAUACUUUCCAUUUUUUAUACUGUGGGGACACCAUUGAUAAAUCCAAUGAUAUAUACUCUGAGGAAUAAAGAUAUAAAGGUGGCCUUUGACAAGGUGAUUAAUCAUUUUAUGAAACGGUAUUAUCUAUAA